AGCCAGGCUACGAGUGAAAGCACUCCUGCCAUCCCAUUGAUGAUGUCAAGCAUGGGGACGACCUUUGCCCCGAUCACCGCUGUAGGAUCGAUUGGCAUGAUCCCAAUCAUGUCAACCCCUACUCCUACGCCGACAACGACAAUGUUCCCAGGCUCGAUAACAACGCCUGGUGGAGCAUUCACGCCAUACCCGUCAGCUUGGGCUCAGUUUGCUGCUAACCCGGCAAAUGCUCAGGCUCUGCAGGGCUAUCAACAGGUGGUGGCCAUGAUGCAACAAGCAGGGGGCUUCAUGCCAUUUGCCUAUCCUGGCAUGACGCCGCCGAUCAUGCCACCUCCGGUGUCAACCCCGUCGACAUUUGUACCUAGGAUGGUCCCUAUACGCCCGGUAAAUCUGACGGGGACCAUGAACGAGGCAGCACCCUCAAAUGUCCAUGAGGUCGAUGAGGCGGAGCAAGAGACGGCCCGCAGAAGGAAGGGUAAGGCUAUAGCCAAACCCAGCAAGACCCGAGAUUCGGCGUUCAAACGCCUAGGGGACAAAGAGGAUGGGCCCCGCAAGUCUGCCAAGCUACGUCUUGGUCCUGAGACGGGCCGGACUAGCGCAAUGGAAAGACUUGGAGGGAAUCGUCCCGCCCAAUCCCGUCGUUCUAGGAAAUCUGAGACGAUUCACCUAGACGAGGAGGAGGCUGAAAGCCAGCCCAGGGCAUCGGCAUAUACCAGGCUCUCAUAUGAUGAGGAUGACCUGGACAAGAUAGGGAGCGUAGCGAGAAAGCUACGUGCCCUGGAGGAAAAGGUGGACGAGAAGGCGGGAGCAAAGAAGCACACCCUGGCCAAAUCACCCUUUUCGGCCAGGGUACAUGCACAAAAAUUGAGGCGGAAGGUCAAGCUGGAUGUGGAGAAAUUCACCGGAAAGGAGGAUCCAAAUAUCCACCUUGACACCUUCCACAAUGCAGCACAGAUGGCCGGGUGCACUGAUGCUGAGGAAUGCUUGCUCUUCUUCUCAUCCUUGAGAGGGAGACCAGUGGAAUGGUUUAACGGCCUUCCCCAUGGAAAGAUUGGGUCCUUUGAGAAACUUGCUGAAGUUUUCCGCAAGAAGUACCAGGACAACUGCAUCAAGAGGAAGAAGUUCACCUACCUUAACACGGUAGGGCAAAGGGAGAAGGAAUCCUUGACUCAAUUCUUAACCCGCUGGAGGGACGAGGUUGACAAGGUAGAAGAGAUGGACGAUAAGACGGCCAUGUCUUUACUGAUGAAUGCCUUCCGGUCAGGUGACCUCUACACUGAAUUCUGUAGAAGGCCACCCUCCUCUUAUCAGGAAGCCUACAAUACGGCAUGGGAGUAUGCCGAGGCGGAAGUCCUGAACAAAAGCAAGCGGGAGCUGGAAGAAGGCUACACNGAAGGUCACAAAUCCUCCUCUAUAAAUAUGAUGAUAUUGGAUAGAGGAGGGACCAAUUCUUUCUCUCACUAAAAAUAGUACACUCUUGAGACAGAGUAAGAAAUAUAAUUCGGACUG
Molecule: messenger RNA, 1509 nt
Organism: Cuscuta campestris
Lineage: Eukaryota; Viridiplantae; Streptophyta; Magnoliopsida; Solanales; Convolvulaceae
Source: the annotation of a GenBank genome assembly